This is a messenger RNA of Desarmillaria tabescens, 1513 nucleotides long. RefSeq names its product NADP-dependent oxidoreductase domain-containing protein. NCBI's taxonomy places the organism in Eukaryota, Fungi, Basidiomycota, Agaricomycetes, Agaricales, Physalacriaceae. The transcript has 5 exons. The coding region runs from base 266 to 1411 and encodes 381 amino acids. The record is from RefSeq and is a predicted model, not a curated record.
ACGGAUCGGUCAGGAUGUUUCCAGGGUACAUAUGAUUGGAAGGAAGCAUUCACUGAUUGCGAGAGAUAACACGCUGUGGGUGACCAAUUUAUGCUUUCGUCAUCAUUGGUUCUGCCGGGACAAUUCGUCUAACGAGCGGCCGCGAGCUCUGCUAAAUACUCCCCUCUAUUCGCACGUUCUCACCACCACCGAAGGCUUACAAAUGAGACUUUUUCCGCAUAUAUAAUAUAGCACGCAGCUGUUGUCGUAUCCCAACCAACCCAUCAUGUCUCUCUUCCAGCUCGCUAGCGAUCCUCCAACCAAGCUCGGUAUCUAUCGUGUCCUUUCCUCUCGCGCAGGAGUGAGGGUGUCUCCCCUCGUCUUCGGUGCUAUGAGUGUCGGUGAUAAAUGGGAGGCCCUUGGUAUGGGAUCGAUGAACAAGGAGUCUAGCUUGAAGCUCCUCGACGCGUAUUAUGAUAUGGGCGGAAAUUUCAUCGAUACUGCGAACAACUACCAGGAUGAGACAUCGGAAGAGUUCGUUGGAGAAUGGGCCGAGAAGAGAGGAAUACGAGAUCAGCUGGUCAUUGCGACGAAAUACAGCAUGAACUACAAGCGCGCAAAUGACACCAUUGCGCAGAAGGUCAACUACGUAGGGAACAACACCAAGUCUAUGCACCUCAGCGUGGAAGCCAGUCUUAAAAAACUCCGUACAUCGUACAUUGACAUCCUCUACCUUCACUGGUGGGAUUACGAGACGUCGAUACCGGAAGUCAUGGACAGCCUGCACAACCUUGUCGCGGCACAGAAGGUUCUCUACCUCGGGGUCUCUGACACCCCCGCCUGGGUCGUUUCUCAAGCUAACCAGUACGCCAUGGACCAUGGAAAAACGCCGUUUAUCAUCUAUCAGGGUAAAUGGAAUAUCCUGGAUCGUUCAUUCGAGCGUGAGAUCAUUCCCAUGGCCAAAUCACUGGGUUUGGCACUCGCUCCGUGGUAUGUUCUCGCGGAAGGGAGGCUGCGGACGGACGCAGAGGAACAGCAGCGUCGGGAGACGGGAGAGAAGGGACGCAUGUUGUCUGGUGAGAAUUGGGAGCGUACAGAGGUGGAGAUAAAGGCAUCUAGGGCAUUGGAGAAGGUAGCGGCCGAGGUUGGCGUCGGGUCCAACAUCAGAGCAGUGGCGAUCGCGUACGUGAUGCAGAAAACGCCUAAUGUCUUCCCAAUCAUUGGAGGUCGGAAGGCGGAACACCUGAAGUCGAACUUACAAGCGUUGGACAUCUCGUUGUCCAAGGAGCAGAUCGAGUACUUGGACGGAGCUGUACCCUUUGAUCCUGGGUUCCCUACGACGAUGAUUGGUGAUGGGUCAAGUUAUAAUAUCUUCCUUGCGUCGACUGCGAAGAUGGCGAAGCUACCGGCGGUGCAACCCAUCAGACCAUGAAAUAUUUUGUUACCACGUACUUCCAUUACUUGAGAGGUUUCAUGUUAUGAAUCAAUAAUCAAGAGUUCACAGUACUGAGGAAGAAUCCGAUUGACUAGUACU